Suncus etruscus (white-toothed pygmy shrew) is the source of this 924-nucleotide messenger RNA. RefSeq names its product free fatty acid receptor 2-like. Gene Ontology annotation, cellular component: plasma membrane. Bases 1 to 924 code for a protein of 307 amino acids. The record is from RefSeq and is a predicted model, not a curated record. NCBI's taxonomy places the organism in Eukaryota, Metazoa, Chordata, Mammalia, Eulipotyphla, Soricidae. Gene Ontology annotation, biological process: cellular response to fatty acid; G protein-coupled receptor signaling pathway. The transcript has a single exon. Gene Ontology annotation, molecular function: G protein-coupled receptor activity.
AUGGACAACCAUUUCAAGAAUCAAGUGCUUCUCUUCCUCUACCUCCUCUCCUUCCUCAUUGGCCUCCCUGCCAACCUCAUGGCCAUGAGGGCCUUUGUGGGCCGGGUGCGCCAGCCUGAGCCAGCACCUAUCCACGUCCUCUUGCUCAGCCUCACGCUGGCCGACCUGCUGCUGCUCCUGCUGAUUCCUUUCAAGAUGCUGGAGGCCGCCAACGACUUCCACUGGUACCUGCCCAAGAUCGUGUGUGCACUCACGGCCUAUGGCUUCUACAGUGGCAUCUACUGCAGCACCUGGCUACUGGCUGGCAUCAGCAUUGAGCGCUACCGCAGCGUGGCCCACCCGGUGCAAUACAAGCUGUCCCGGAAGCCCGUGUAUGGAGUCAUUGCUGCAUUGGUGGCCUGGGCCAUGUCCUUUGGCCACUGCAGCAUUGUGAUCAUCGUCCUUUACUUACCAGAUGGAAAUGCGACAAAUGCAAAUCCUUCUGUUUGCUACGACAACUUCACCCAGGAGCAGCUGGCUGUCCUGGUACCUGUGCGACUGGAGCUGUGUUUGGUGCUCUUCUUCAUCCCCAUGGCCGUCACCAUCUUCUGCUAUUGGCGCCUUGUGACCAUCGUGCUCUCCCGACCCCAAAUGGGAGUCCAGAAACGCUGGAGAGUGGUGGCCCUGGCUGCUGUCACCCUCUUCAACUUCUUGGUCUGUUUUGGGCCAUACAAUGUGUCCCAUGUUGUGGGGUUCUCCCAGCAGGACAGCCAGAAGUGGAGGACCUGUGUAGUGUUGCUGGGUGCGCUCAAUGCUUGCAUCGACCCCUUGAUUUUCUAUUUCUCCUCCUCGGCUAUGCGCAAAGCCUUUCACGCAAGGAUGCAACUACUGCAGAGGUGGGGGACCAGAUUGCUCGGGUGCUGGAAGAGACGAGUUGGAGAGUGA